AAUUCAACACACCUUUUGAGUGUAUUUUAUUUAUUUUUUCAAAAAUCUAUCAAAUACAAUUAUUUUAAAAGUUUUUCGAGAAUUUAAAGUAAUCAAAUUAAUAUGACAGAGAUUUUAGAACAUUUGAAGAUUGGUCCGAAAGAAGGAGUCACGUACCCAGUGACAAAUGUACAAUACUGUGGUAAUUGUUCGAUGCCAAUCGAGUACUGCGAAUAUUAUCCAGACUAUGAAAAAUGUAAGGCAUGGCUUGAAAAGAAUUUACCCGAUGAAUUUUCAAAAGUGAAAAUCGACGACGCAUCAACUGAUGAUGCUGGUGGCGAGGAUAAAAAGAAGAGCCAAAGACGUGGCGGCAAAGGAAUGUUAAAGGCAAAGAAAACAAAAGAAGAUGGCCCAAAAAAGGUGUGUGUAUCAAGAGCACCACGCGGCAAAAAGAAGAGUGUUACUGUUGUAACCGGUCUUAGCUCUUUUGAUAUCGAUCUGAAGGUGGCUGCCAAAUUCUUUGGUACGAAGUUUGCGUGUGGCUCAUCUGUGACUGGCGACGAUGAAAUCGUAAUACAAGGAGAUGUUAAAGACGACUUAUUUGACAUUAUACCGGAGAAAUGGCCAGAAAUCGAUGAAGACCUGAUUGACGAUUUAGGAGAUCAAAAACGAUAAACUCAAUUUCUUUCUUUUUAUUUACUUAUAUAAAAAUAAAUGGUAUAAAAUGA
Messenger RNA from Contarinia nasturtii (swede midge), 707 nucleotides. It is a transcript of the gene DENR, whose product is annotated as density-regulated protein homolog. Gene Ontology annotation, biological process: translation reinitiation; formation of translation preinitiation complex. Lineage: Eukaryota; Metazoa; Arthropoda; Insecta; Diptera; Cecidomyiidae. The record is from RefSeq and is a predicted model, not a curated record. The transcript is spliced from 3 exons. Bases 103 to 654 code for a protein of 183 amino acids. Gene Ontology annotation, molecular function: mRNA binding; translation initiation factor activity.